Messenger RNA from Trematosphaeria pertusa, 1956 nucleotides. RefSeq lists its product as uncharacterized. The coding region runs from base 233 to 1573 and encodes 446 amino acids. Gene Ontology annotation, molecular function: D-serine ammonia-lyase activity. Lineage: Eukaryota; Fungi; Ascomycota; Dothideomycetes; Pleosporales; Trematosphaeriaceae. The record is from RefSeq and is a predicted model, not a curated record. The transcript has 3 exons. Gene Ontology annotation, biological process: D-serine catabolic process.
GCCAACUCAGCCCAGUUGUACCCCCUUCACGCAGAGAGCCCCGUUUGCUUCAUCAAACUGUUCUACCGCACCGCGCCGUCUCGGUACAUAACAAGAGACUCCGCGGGCGCCUCGGCUAUCGAGUAUCUUCCCUGACCGGAGCUUCAACGUGCAUCGAGGUCUGAGCAUCUCGACCGAGACAGGUUGGACAGCCGCGCAGCUUGGGGCAAAGUCGUCGCACCAAACCAUCACCAUGGACACACACUCCUCAUCCAACUACCCAUUUCCCACCCAGGUAUCGCUCCAAGACCAAUACGUUGGCAAGAAACUCGAGGACCUACCCACGCCUGCUGCAGUCAUAGACCGGGCUAUUGUGAAGGGGAAUUGCGAUGCCAUGCUCGAUGUCUGUCAGAAACUCGGCGUAGGAUUUCGGGCGCACGUGAAGAGUCACAAGACGCUCGAGCUAUCCAAACUGCAAGUCGGGGGCUCCGGUCCCGCCGACUUCGUGGUGUCGACACUCAUCGAAGCCGAAAACCUCCUCUCGUUGGCGUUAGAAUGUCAGGCUGAGGGACGAGGGUGCAGUAUACUCUACGGUGUGCCCAUCGCUCCGUCCGCAGUUCCUCGCCUGCUGUGCUUGGCCAGCAAACUUGCUCCAGGCACGCUGGGUAUUCUCAUCGACAACAUUGACGCCUUCCAUAGGUAUCAUGAGCAGGCUAGAGAUGCGCAUAUUGAUGUGUAUAUUAAGAUCGAUACCGGGUACCACCGCGCAGGCAUCCAGACCACAUCCCCUCGGUUCCCAGAGCUCGUGAAGACCGUCGCUGAGAAGGUAGGGGAGAGCUUCCGCGGGUUCUAUUCACAUUAUGGGCACUCGUACGGCGGUAACUCAGAAGAUGAUGCCGCGGAUGGACUGACUGAGGAGCUGCUGGGGUUGGAAGAAGCGACAAAGGUGGUACCGAAGGGUUUCGCGGGUAGACUGGUGUUGACAGUAGGUGCGACGCCGACCGCGACAGCAGCGUAUAACAUGGUCUCGCCUUCGCCAAAGGCUAGAGGAUUCCAGGCACUGCUUGGCCGCUUGAAGUCGAAGUGUACUGUCGAGCUGCACGCCGGCGUCUAUCCGCUACUCGACCUCCAGCAAGUCGCCACACACGCACGACCACCAAUGGGCGACGCCUCGUUGUCGAAAGAGAGCAUCGGAAUGAAGAUGCUCGUUGAAGUAUCCUCCGUCUACAACGAACGCUCGAAGCCGGAAGUGCUCAUAUCAGCCGGGUCGCUGGCGUUGGGCAGAGAACCUUGCAAGAGCUAUCCGGGGUGGGGCAUUAUAGCAGGGGAGCUGGGCAAUAAAGGGGGUAUCGUCUAUGAUGAGCGAGAUAGCAGGAGCGGCUGGAUUGUUGGGAGGAUAAGCCAGGAGCAUGGGGUAGUGACGUGGGAGGGGACGAGAGAGCAGGCGAAGGAGUUGGCGGUUGGGGAUAAGUUGAUGGUGUGGCCAAAUCAUGCGUGUGUGGCUGGGGCUGGGUUUGGAUGGUAUCUAGUUGUAGAUUCCGAGCAGGGAGGCGAUACCGUUGUGGACGUGUGGGUCCGAUGGAGGGGAUGGUGAUAGUUGCGGCGCGUGGGUCUGUAAGGGGGGUUAUGUGUGUGGGUGUUGGUGGUUGCUUCGUCUCCUCGAACUGGGUGCUCCUCUCCAUGCUCGCGGGGUGUGCCACGACUGUUACCUAGGUAGUUUGUAUGUCUGCGAGCUGUCUAUCUGUCUGUCUGUCUAUCCUCGAGCUUGCCAUGUCCGCUUGGAGUCGUUGCUGGCUGCGGGUCAAUGUUGCCCGGUGUGUGAUUGCGCAGUCGUCGGCGGUGGCGGCGACAUGGCGGGCGGCGUCGGGAAGGGCGUCUCUCGCUGUGUGAGUUGUGAGUUCCGCUUGGAGACUGCACGUCCGCAGCGUGUUUGGCGUCGAGGGGUGCGGGUGAGGGGUGAGAGGUGAGGGGUGAGAG